This is a messenger RNA of Pelecanus crispus (Dalmatian pelican), 412 nucleotides long. Its product is annotated as histone H4. The record is from RefSeq and is a predicted model, not a curated record. Gene Ontology annotation, cellular component: nucleosome. Gene Ontology annotation, molecular function: protein heterodimerization activity; DNA binding; structural constituent of chromatin. NCBI's taxonomy places the organism in Eukaryota, Metazoa, Chordata, Aves, Pelecaniformes, Pelecanidae.
CAGCAUGUCCGGCAGAGGCAAGGGCGGGAAGGGGCUCGGCAAGGGCGGCGCCAAGCGGCACCGCAAGGUGCUGCGCGACAACAUCCAGGGCAUCACCAAGCCGGCCAUCCGGCGCCUGGCUCGGCGCGGCGGCGUGAAGCGCAUCUCGGGGCUGAUCUACGAGGAGACGCGCGGCGUGCUGAAGGUCUUCCUGGAGAACGUGAUCCGCGACGCCGUCACCUACACGGAGCACGCCAAGAGGAAGACGGUGACGGCCAUGGACGUGGUGUACGCCCUCCAGCCGGGCACCCUCUACGGCUUCGGCGGCUAAAGCUUUCUGCUCCCCGACCAUCUCGAGAACCCAAAGGCUCUUCUAAGAGCCACCCACUUAAACUGGAAAAGAGCUGUGUUGCUUCAAAGCUGGUAGAGGGAA